This is a messenger RNA of Clonostachys byssicola, 1455 nucleotides long. The record is from the annotation of a GenBank genome assembly. Lineage: Eukaryota; Fungi; Ascomycota; Sordariomycetes; Hypocreales; Bionectriaceae.
AUGGCGAAACUUGGGCUUGAAGCUUUAGUGAUAUUGGCAUACCUUUUUCAGAUCUGCAUUGCAGCAACCGCCCAAGAUCUACCCCUUUACCUCCCACGCGAGAAGCCAGAAUGGGCAGAGCAUCUAUCGCCCAACCUUGCUAGUUUUAGCAUUGAGAUGGACACUUGGCCAGACUGGGCUGGAAAAAAAGUUGGAGAACCCAACGAGUAUUUCAAUCAGAUUUUACGCAACCUUGGUGAGAGGACCGGGCAUAUGCCUUUCCUACGAGUGGGUGCAAUUUCUCAGGAUCGAGCGACAAUAGAUCUCCAAUACGAGGUGAUGAAUGCGACAUUCCCGGAACCCACGCCACAAGCACCUAAUCCACAAGCUGACCAUAUCUUCAUUGGGAGGGACUUUUAUGCGCUCUCUGGUAACCUCCCCGAGGGAACCUCGUUCAUGUGGGGUCUCAACUUGAAAGAUCUGAAUAAAACAGAGACAGUGGCACAAGCUCAGCUUCUGGCCGAGAGUUUUAUAGGUUCCAGGGCACAUUUAACAAGCAAAAUGAGUCUUGAAUAUGUUGAACUGGGAAACGAGCCUGACUUCUGGGGCCCUACUCGCUGGGGAAGCUACCGUGGACCUUACGGACCAGAGUGGAAUACUCUAAACUACACCGCUACAUGGGUCGAUUUCGCUAAAGCCGUUAGCGGCGUCUUUCACACUGGAGAAUCAGAAACAGAGAAACCCAAGCUGUCGCCUGGAGGUUUCACAGGCUUUAUGUCGCCAGAAUGGACGCCCCAAGGGCCACUUCUGGCCGGCCUACUAGAUGAUCCCGACAUUCGAGAAAGGACGUCCCAAUUUACGGAACAUGCAUAUUCUGGCGGAUUUGACCCAUAUGGAAAUGUGCGACCUGGAGAAUUGAUGAACAAACUCUCGGUUCGUGCCAAUAUGAGCGCCAUCGUUAGCAGACGACAUGCUGUUCAAGGUGCGGGGCUACGUUAUGUUCUGACAUUUAGCCACGGUCAACCUGGUCUAAGUAACACGGUCGAGAGUGCGCUUUGGGCCGCUGACUGGCUACUUCUUGGAGCAUCAUAUGGAAUCGAGCGGCUUCAUUUUCAUCACGGCAUAGGCUAUCGGUACAACCUUGUUCAGCCAGUUGAUAGCUCUGACGAUGGGUUGAACAUUACUCGCCCUCAUAUUCUGCCUUCUUAUCACGCUUUUCUAAUUGUUAAUGAAGCUAUCGGCAAAUCAGGCGAUUCAUACGUUACAGAACUCUCUACUACAGAUCUGAACAUGACCGCUUAUGGGAUAUGGGAGACAAAUGUUCUCGUUCGUGCAGUUGUGUUGAACACUCAGGUGUAUCUAGGGGAAGGCGAAAAACCGGGAAUCGAGGUUCAGCUUAUUGGGCCGGGUGCUCAGCGACCAUGCACGGUUAAAAGGCUGAACUCCGACACAACCACAUCUUUUACUGGAAUGUAA